AUGGCUGCCGCAGAGCAUCCUGUAUUAUCAAACGUAACUUUCAUUGACCCAACACCACCGCCAGAUGACAUUCCUAAAGUGGACGAGGUCGGAGCAACCUCAGCUCCAUUAAAAUCAGUAGCAUUUUUUAUUGGUGCUUUUUGUAAAGAAUAUAAUGAAGAUUUCAUGCUAU
Racocetra persica is the source of this 172-nucleotide messenger RNA. NCBI's taxonomy places the organism in Eukaryota, Fungi, Glomeromycota, Glomeromycetes, Diversisporales, Gigasporaceae. The record is from the annotation of a GenBank genome assembly.